AUGAACAUUGCAUUCGUUCAUCCCGAUCUGGGCAUAGGUGGUGCUGAACGUCUCGUUGUGGAUGCUGCCUGUUCUCUGCAGAAAAUUGAGAACCAAGUCAUCAUAUACACAUCGCACUGUGACAAAACUCACUGUUUUGAAGAGAUCAAGAACGAUGAAAUCGAGUCAAUGGUUUUUGGAGAUUUCUUGCCAACCCAAAUUGCUGGCAGAUUUAGCAUACUGUGUGCUAUAAUAAGGCAAGCCUGGUUGAUUCUUCGUUUGGCAUUGUCUGGAAAAAUCAAAGAGCAUGACGUGUUCAUUGUUGACCAGUUAUCAUUUUGUCUUCCCAUAUUGCAUUAUCUAAAGCGAAGUGACGCUAGAAUCCUAUUCUACUGUCAUUUUCCUGAUCUGAAGCUUGCUUCUCGAGACACCACUCUACGAAGUAUAUAUCGGAAACCGUUUGAUUUACUGGAGCAAUAUACAACCAUCUGCGCAGACAGAGUGGUGGUGAACAGCAAUUUUACGAAAGGUAUUUUCAAAGAAACGUUUCCCAUUAUUUCCAAAUAUUACGAGCCCACAGUGCUGUAUCCAUGUGUCGAUACGGAAGCUUCUUCGAUCGACGACACAACUGAAGAGGAGAUGAAAGAGUUUUUUCAUAGUAAUGAACGAUUCUUUCUAUCUGUCAACAGAUUUGAAAGAGCCAAAAACAUUUCACUCGCAAUCAGGGUGUUUGCAAAGCUUAAGAAAGAGAAUCUCCAAUUUUUCAAGGAGAAUCGCCUUAAGCUUAUAGUGGCAGGUGGGUAUGAUUCCAGAGUGAGGGAAAACGUGGAACAUCUAAUUGAACUGGAAGAUUUAGCUAGAUCUCUCGGUUUGAAGGUUAUAUCAAUACGAGGCCGUCUCUUUUCAUAUCCAGCUAGUGACGUUAUUUUCCUGCCCUCGGUAAGUUCCGAUAUAAAGGAUUAUUUAAUUUCCAAAGCUGAAGCCCUACUCUACACCCCAGGGUUUGAACAUUUUGGAAUUGUGCCUUUGGAAGCAAUGAAAUUUGGAACUCCAGUUAUUGCGGUCAAUCACGGUGGCCCCACGGAGACUGUGGUAGAUGACGCCCAACCUGAACCAACUGGCUACCUAAGAUCAAAUGAAGUUGACCCAUGGUACCAGGCUUGCUCUCAGGUAGUCAGAUUAUCUGACGAAGAAAGGCAGAAGCUCUCUGCCAAUUCUAAGAAGCGCGUUGAAACAUAUUUUUCAAGAGAGGCAAUGGGUAAAGCAUUUUCUGACAACAUCGAUCAAAUGUUAACUGAACCUACAAGUGAUAGAUUCAGUUAUGAAAAACUUAUAGACAUCUUCUUCGUAUUGGGACUUGUACUACUCAAUGUCAUACCAAUCGUAGUUGCAGGGUAUACAUUCAAGCGAAUGAGAGGCGAUAAUUAA
Messenger RNA from Komagataella phaffii GS115, 1407 nucleotides. RefSeq lists its product as hypothetical. The record is from RefSeq and is a predicted model, not a curated record. NCBI's taxonomy places the organism in Eukaryota, Fungi, Ascomycota, Pichiomycetes, Pichiales, Pichiaceae. The transcript has 2 exons. Gene Ontology annotation, molecular function: GDP-Man:Man(1)GlcNAc(2)-PP-Dol alpha-1,3-mannosyltransferase activity; alpha-1,3-mannosyltransferase activity. The coding region runs from base 1 to 1407 and encodes 468 amino acids.